AUGUCAUCAUCCAACGAACAAAAGUCCCUCUUUGACGCCAAUGCCACUACAGCCAGUCCUCUAAAAUCUCUGACCGGUAUGGUGAUUGACAAGCUGAAUUUCAAUAUUUGUUCUUCCUACUUGGAACGUCAACUUGAGUUCGAGAUGAAUCAGGGUGAAGAUAUUUCAGCCAACUAUGGUGUCGUGGAGAUGAAGCAACAUAUGUUCGAUGAAGCAUCAGUUGUGGAAAGCGUCACCAGCCGAGCUUCAGAACCAUUCCAAAAGUUCACCAUAUGA
Molecule: messenger RNA, 276 nt
Organism: Cylindrotheca closterium
Lineage: Eukaryota; Bacillariophyta; Bacillariophyceae; Bacillariales; Bacillariaceae
Source: the annotation of a GenBank genome assembly